Paraglomus occultum is the source of this 1173-nucleotide messenger RNA. NCBI's taxonomy places the organism in Eukaryota, Fungi, Glomeromycota, Glomeromycetes, Paraglomerales, Paraglomeraceae. The record is from the annotation of a GenBank genome assembly.
AUGAGAAAGAAUGUAAACGUUAUCGGAGCCGGUGUCUCCGGCCUUACCACCGCUCUUGAACUCCAGAAUGACAGAUUUCAAGUGACAGUAAUUGCCGACCGUUUCCCUGGAGACCUCUCCAUAGAUUAUUGUAGUCCCAAUGCGGGUGCCCAAUGGCGUGGGGACGGGCGUUACGCUCCCGGUUCUCUCGAUGCUAAAAUACACGGAUACACUUUCAAGAAGUUGUACAACUUGGCCGAGACUGUGCCUGCUAGUAGUGUUACAUGCAUGAAUCUUGAGGAAUAUGUCGAUGACACUGAAGCAUCAAGCCACAAAGACCCUUGGUUCAAGGAUUUGGUUCCCAAUGUAAUACCUCAAGCUCAAUUACCAGCCGGUGCUAAAAGUGGUAUAUCUUAUACAACAGUGGCGAUUGACGUUCCAAAGUAUUUGAAAUGGCUGUUGCAGCAGUUUAUUGCUGCCGGAGGGAAGACGCAGAGAUGCCAUCUCGCACACGUCAAAGGAGCAUUUGGCGAGAAUGUUGACGUCGUAGUCAAUUGUACUGGAAUUAGAGCACGUACUUUGGGGGGCAUUGAAGAUCAAACUGUGUAUCCAACGAGGGGACAGACUAUACUGGUGUGGGCGCCACACGUGAAAUCCAUGAAGACACUAACUAAUGCUAUACCAUUUGGUUACAGUAGACUUUGUGGUAUAAGUUAUAUUGACGAAGAUGUUGUGAAGACUGACAUGCGUCCAUUAAGACAAGCCAUGAUGCUGGUUGAAAUCUAUCUGCUAUAUAGGCGAAACGACUUCCUAACUCCUAAUGUACGCAUGGCGUCGUCCGGGAACGUCAUCCUGGGCGGCACCAUGGAUGAUAACCGCUUCGACUUGUUCCCGGAUAAGGAGAUAGCAGAGGGCAUAAUACGCCGGUGCACCGCACUUUACCCGGCUCUGACCGCCGGAAAGGAGCUGGAAAUUAUUUCGCAUAACGUUGGGUUGCGUCCUUCGCGUGUCAAAGGACUGCGGUUAGAAACUGAGAUUGCGAAAAAUGCAGCCGGUAAAGAGAUUAUUAUAUGCCAUAAUUAUGGUCAUCAUUCAUAUGGAUAUCAAGCCAGUUGGGGGGCAAGCAAUGAAGCCCUCCAGCUUAUCAAAAAGGCUCUAUCAAGCCAGGGGAAAGAUGUUGAGUCAAAGCUGUGA